Messenger RNA from Notodromas monacha, 4326 nucleotides. Lineage: Eukaryota; Metazoa; Arthropoda; Ostracoda; Podocopida; Cyprididae. The record is from the annotation of a GenBank genome assembly.
AUGGACUGCCAACGAGUCUUGGAACGCUUCCCUGAGAAUGCCACAGCAGGUCGUUGGGCUCUGCUCCCAACCAUUCUGAGAAUGGGUUCCAGAACCCAUUGGCAGUCCAUUUCCUUAACGCCAUUGCCUCUGUGCUCAAUUCCAAUGCCGAAAACAGUCAAGGGGACUGGAAUUAUGCAUUUCGCAAAAGCGCUGAUUGGCGCUCUGUUGAUCGCAGUGUCGACAAACGCGCAAAAUUUCCGUCUUCCGCUGAACGUCAUCCCGUCGCACUACGACAUCGAAGUGCAAGUGAAAUUAGACCCAGCUGAAGAUUUCACUUUCAGUGGAAUCGUCAGCAUUAACUUCACCUGCGUCGAGGCCACCGACACUGUCGUCAUUCACAACUACAAUCUGACUGUCGACGAGGCGAACGUUGUUCUUCAGGCAAGGGAUGAAUCAGGAACAUCAGUGGGGAUUGAUCGCCAUGAAUACGAGUGGGAUUAUGCCAAAUUUCAGACAAUUUUUCUCACCGAAUCUUUAGUGGCUGGGCAUGAUUACAGAUUGACCAUACCUUAUUCUGGGACUCACCUUGAGCCAACAUCUAGCAGAGCUUUGUAUCCCUGCUUUGAUGAGCCUGGACUGAAAGCAACCUUCAGCAUCACAGUUGGUCAUACAAACAAGUACCAAGCUUUCACAAACAUGCCUUUGACUAGUAGUGCUGUGGACCCUGAUCCUCCUAAUAUCAUUUGGGACUACCACGAAACCACGGUGGUCAUGUCCCCCUACCUCGUAGCAAUAAUUGUCGGAGACUUCACCAGAGUGCCGACCAGUGACCCGAGACAAUUCAUCCUGGUGAGAGACGAGGUCACCAACUUGACCGGAGAUGCAGCUGUUUUCGCUCCCGCAAUCCUCAACGAAAUGGAGACCAGAUUGUCGACUCCGUUCCCAUUGCCGAAGCUCGACCAUGCGGGACUCGUGGGUUUCAGUGGCGGUAUGGAAAACUAUGGACUCAUAUUUUAUAAUGAAGACGAAGUAGCCAGAUCUGACGGCUCAGCGUCGUUGACUUUGAUGGCACAUGAAACGUCUCACAUGUGGACUGGAAAUUUGGUGACGUGUCAGUGGUGGGACGUCGCGUGGCUGAACGAGGGAAUGACCCAUUUCUUCACGUACUUCAUCGCUGAAAAAAUUGACCGAAAGUUCCCAUACUUUGACAAAUUGGGAACCGAGAUGAUGGAUAAAGCAAUGGGCUACGAUUUCAAACCCUCAGCAUUGCCGAUGGUUAUACCUAUCAUCCAGCCAAAUGAUAUUUCGAAUGCUUUCGGUGGUGACUUGAUUUAUAAACGAGGUGGUAAUAUUGGCAGAAUGAUGUACUAUCUGCUUGGAGAAGAAGUCUUAAUAGAAGGCAUGAAGAACUACUUUGCGGACAACCAGUUUAAAUCAGUCACAGAAGAACAUCUUUUCACUGCUUUGAAUAAUGCUGCUGAAGCUGCAGGACUUGAACUGGAAUAUUCAGUGUCUGAAUUGAUCAGUCCAUUCACAAAUCAGGCUGGAUACCCUUUGGUGAAUGUCACUAAUACUGGGGUCAAGGAGGAUGGAAAAUCCGUUUACAAAGUUUCCCAGGUAAACUACGACACUGUGACAUGGAACAAAAUCUUGGAUGCACUGAAAGUCUCAAGAAAAACAUUCCCAAAUACGAAUGUUGCUGCUAUUAUAUCAGACGGAUUGCAAUUGUGUCGUCUGAACCUAGUUGAUCCUGACGUAUGCAAAAGAUUCCCGGAGAAAUUGAGGAACGAGAGAAGUUUGAUCGUCUGGCUGACCGCUGCCAAAAAUUUGCACACGGCAAUCGCGAACGCUGCAGACACGACGGCAGAAUUGACUCGAAUCAAGAAAAUUGUGAAAAAAGCUGAAUUCAAUGUCAUGAGAAGCAGAGAAGUAAUGACUCCUGAACACGAAAGUCUUUUGGAUCUCCUGAGGAACUUCUCGAAGCACCUGGAAGGACCAAAUGCGACCAGAUCAUACAUCUCGUCACAUGAAGCGUUCUGGGACAAAAUCUUCGAAGACAAGGAGCAAGACCUGAAAAUGCAAUUCUCUCAUCAUAAAAUAGGCACAGUUUUGGAGACAGCAGCUUACCGAGAAGAGUCAGAGACGAUUUCUCAAGAAUUUCGUCUCCCAACCAAAAUAAUUCCUUCGCAUUACGAUGUCGACAUCGUCGCUAAAUUGGAUCCAGACGAAAAUUUCACCUUUUUUGGCACCGUCGAUAUUUUCUUCACGUGUGUCGAAGCCACGGAUUCGAUUAUUCUGCACAAUUGGCUUCUCCUCGUGGACGAAGCAAAUGUUCUUCUCCAGGACCAAUCAGGAAAUCUGCUCAACAUAGAUCAUCACGAAUACGACUGGGAUUACGCAGAAUUCCAGAAAAUAUUUCUUGUCGAUCCUCUGGAACUCGGAAACAACUACAAACUAACAAUUCCCUACGCAGGAAACAUGUCCUCGGUUCCUUCGGGGCUUUGGUAUGGAUCUUACGUUGGAGACCAAGGAAGUGUUGAGUAUUUCGCUGGGACUCAACACGGAACUGUUUCGACCAGAGCCGUGUUUCCUUGCUUUGACGAGCCUGCUUUCAAAGCGACUUUCAGGAUCAGUGUCGGUCAUCAUUCGAAAUAUUCCGCCUUUUCUAAUAUGCCAUUGGUUGAAACAAUUCCUCACCCAGAUUUAUCGGAUUACGUGACGGAUUACUUUGAAAUUUCACCAGUAAUGUCCACUUACAUCGUGGCGAUCGUUAUUGGAGAUUACACCAGAGUUCCAACUGAUGAUCCGAAGCAAUUUGUGCUAGUCAGAGACGAAAUCACUGGGUUAACUGGCGAUGCUGUAAACUAUGUUCCGGAUAUUCUUCGAGAAAUGGAAGCCAGAUUCCUGAUCCCUUAUCCAUUACCAAAGCUUGACCACGCUGGACUGAUUGGUUUUGGCGGAGGGAUGGAAAACUAUGGGCUAAUUCUCUACGUGGAGGAUGGAAUAGCUUCAGAAGAAGGGAAAGCCAACCUGGAGUUACUCACUCAUGAAAUUGCUCACAUGUGGGCAGGCAACCUGGUGACUUGUGAGUGGUGGGAUGUGAGUUGGCUCAAUGAGGGCAUGACUGAGUUCUUCACAUUCCUCAUUGCUGGAUUUGUUGAUACUACUUAUCCAUAUAUGGAUUUGUUGGCCACUCGCCUUAUGGAAGUUGGAAUGGACUAUGAUUCUGAUUCUUCUGCUCUACCAUUGGUUGUUCCGAUCAAUGAACCAGCAGAUAUUGAUCAAAAUGCAUUCAAUGGUCCACUGAUUUAUUAUCGAGGUGGUGCAAUUGGUGGUGUCAUUUAUCAGUUACUUGGGGACCAAGCAUUCCUUGCAGGAAUACAAACCUACUUUGCACAACACAUGUUUCAAACAGUCAGAGAGGAGGACCUUUUCUUGGCACUAAAUACUGCAGCAGAAGAAGCUGGACUUGGAUUGGAAUAUUCAGUUGCAGACUUGAUCAGUCCAUUUACAAAUCAGGCUGGAGUUCCCUUGGUGACAGUUACCAACACUGGGGUCAAGGAGAAUGGGAAAUCAGUUUAUACUGUUUCCCAGAGGCGACUCUUGAACGUGAUGAAUAAUGAACACAAUGACGACACUUUAUGGCCUAUAGUAUUGACUUGGGCUACGUCAUCAGCCCCAGAUUUUGAGGACAAAACCCCAAAGGCAUAUUUGACGGAAGCGUCGAUGACGGUGACGAUUGCCGGUGACGACGAUUGGGUCCUGUUCAACAACAAACGUUCGGGUUAUUACAGGGUGAAUUACGACACAGUAACGUGGACCAAGAUCCUGGACGCGCUUGAAAAUGCAGGAAAUCCAUUUCCGGACACUAAUAUUGCUGCAGUUAUUUCGGAUGCUCUGGAAUUGUGUCUUCUGGGCUUAGUUGACCCUGAUGUUUGUGACAGGAUCCCGAACACACUGGGGAACCAGACAAGUUUAUUCGUUUGGAUUUCAGCUGUUAGAAAUCUUCACAAGUCGAUCGCAAGAGCUGCAGAUGAAGUAGCUGAAUUGAAUCGAAUCAAGGAAAUCGUGAACAGAGCUGAAUUCGACACCAGCAUGAGAACCAGAAAAGAAUCAAUGCCUGAUGAUCAACACAAGAAGCUCUUGAACCUUCUGAAAGACUUCAAACAUCACCUGGAAGGAUCAAAUGCAGCCAAUACUUUCAUCUCGUUGGAUGAAGAGCUCCGAAACAAACGCUUGCAACAACAGCAGAAGGACAUGAUCAGACGAAUUUCUCAUGAUGAGCACUCAUAAAAACCUUUGGAAUUGAUGCGUUUCAACAGUAAAUGUUUUAAUGUUAUGCAC